UUGUACAAGAAGAUGCUAAAUAGACCGCUCUCCAGAAAUGUCAGCCUUGUCAUGUACUGGCAUGAGGGGAAAACGCUCUGGAGAAACAGUCCUUUUGUUUAAAAUAGAAACUUAGAAGGCUGCCAAAUUAACACACGACAAAUUACUGAAUAUCCACUUCUUCUGGAGGAAAAAAAGAAAAAAGCCCCCUUCCUUUCUGAAAUGAAAAGGGUAAUUGCUGGUAGCAAAAUCCACGUUUCUUUCCUUUUCGGUGAAAUUCUCCAGCCAAGCUUGGCGCUAACCGAGUCGGCGAUUUCACUUCAUCCUUACUUCACAAAAGACUUCCAAAAUCACUGCGGCAGACACGGCAAAAUAAAAAUGUUAAAUACGUCCUGGCUGGGAGGGGACUGAAGCCUCCACGCUCAAUCAAAGGUUUACAAUAAUAGGAUUCAUAAAAAAAAAAAAAAAAGACAGAUGGGAUUAGAAAAUGUUGCAGUGAAGACUCUGGAAUGAGAUGAGAUCACAGCACCAGCCUGUCUUUUGUAGACCUGCACAAUGAUCCCCGAGCCAGACUGGAUUAGGAAACCUCGCGACUAGGGGUUCAGAGAGAGGCUUCCGGUUCCCGGCACUUUGGGGGAGAGAAGGCUGAAACGAUGCAUCAGAUUUACAGCUGCAGUGAUGAAAAUAUAGAAGUUUUCACCACCGUGAUCCCUUCCAAGGUGUCCAGUCCAGCCAGAAGAAGAGUCAAAAGCUCUCAACACCUCUUGACCAAGAAUGUGGUGAUCGAGUCAGACCUCUACACGCCGCGGCCCCUGGAGCUGCUGCCGCACCGCAGCGACCGCAGCGACCGCCGCGACGGCGAGGGCCGCAGGGCGGGCCGGCUGCACGGCGCGCGGCCGCAGGGGCCCCACCUUGCCAAGGCCCCGGCCAGACCCGUGGGGAGUUCGGAACCCAAAUCAUCAAAUCUGUGUGGGAAUCGAGCAUAUGGAAAGUCUUUGAUUCCUCCGGUGGCCCGGAUCUCGGUGAAAGCCCCCGGCGUGCUGGAGGCGGCGGCCACAGGCUCGGAAAACGGAGCUGUUCUGACAAGAGGAUCCAGACAUCUCAAGAAGAUGACAGAAGAGUAUCCGACCCUUCCCCAGGGAGCAGAAGCCUCCCUACCACUGACAGGAAGCGCUUCCUGUGGUGUCCCUAGCAUCCUCCGGAAAAUGUGGACAAGGCACAAGAAGAAGUCUGAAUAUGUGGGAGCUACCAACAGUGCCUUUGAGGCUGACUAAAGGUGACCCUCCCCAGGUGUCCUGAGUUGGCCAAAGUUCACUGCAUAUGGGGGAGAAAACUUCCAGAUUGGAACUGAGCCACAUUCACCUCUGCUAGUAGCUGGUCCAAACACAUCACCAUCUCUUACUAACCAAUAGCCCUGGUUUAGGGUACAAGCAAGGAACUCCCCUGGAAGGCAAAAGAAAAGUGUGCCUUCUUAGAAUCAAUAAAGCCACUGGUCUGAAAGUGGCUUUGGGAGGUCAUAGAGUUUAUAUCCCUAUCUUUAAGCAAAACCACACCACAAUCAAACUUUCCCAACCCAUUUUAAAGACCUCCAAAGAAGGAAGCGGGCAAUUCCUCAGUCUUCCUUGUGAGUUGUUCUAAUGUGUGUGAUUUCUGGUAUAAAUAUAAGAGCUUGACAUUUGAGGCACUUGUAAACACCGUGGUUCUUACUAUUCCUCUUAUCACAUUUAUUUCAUCUUGACAAGGUACAAUUUUUAAUGACAAAGUACUAUAUAUUAUAGUUCUAAUAUCCAUUUGACAGUGUUGUCAAGAUCAGUAUUGAUCAUUUGGCAUGAUUGCAUGAUUUCUCUAUUCUUUUACAUGCAGCUUUUCUAUAGAGGAACAUGAUUAAAAAUUAAACGUUGAAUGCUAAUGUUUUCUGAAGUGGCAGAGUCUAGUAAAAUUAAUAAUACCUUGCACUGGCAAAAUGAUUUUAACUUUUGAAAGUGAUUUCCCAUCCAUUAUCCCUGUUAAAGAAAGCACAAUUAUUCCCAGUCUACAGAUGAGGAAGCCAAGGCCUUAUGAGAGACAGUUAGUGGAACUGGAUACUAGGCCCUCAAGUCCACCAGACUCAUUGCUUUGCUUAUUUUAGCAACUGAUUUAAGGAAGGUUUUGAGGGGUAGGAGUAUGUCUCUGGGGGCAAUGUUUGAAAGGAAAAAUGUGAUAAAGUUGGAAAAAGUGAUUUAAAUGAAAUACAUCAUUAAGUAUUGGGUUGAACUUGAAGAAAUUGCCAUCUCUGUAGGUCAGAAACAACUGAUCAAUUUCACAUGGUUCAACCUAAUAUAUAAUAUUGUGCUUUCCUUCUUUUAAUGGAAAUGUCAUCAUUAAUCCCAUUGUUAACAUCGACAGAUUUACGAUGAUAAUAUAACGACAGCUCUCAUCUAUUAAAUGCCUACCGUGUAUCAGACAUGACACUGAGCACUUUACAUACAUUCUCCCUGUCUAACAACUCUGAGUUAGGUGUCCUUCUCCAUUUCAUAGAUGACAGUUUAAAGCAGUUAAAUGAUUAGUCUCGAGGUGCCUGACUCACAUGGGUGUCAGGCUUCAGUGCCUGGUGUUUGUAUCUAUUCCUUCACACAGAAUAGCUCAGAACAUAGAGAAGGAUCAAGGUUAGUAAAUAAUGUUCACCUCAGAUGCUAAACACCGAUGAUUGGCAGAGGCGGCCUAGAGCGCUGUGUGGAGGUGGAGUCUGAGAUGCAGGCGUGCAGUGGUCAGUUAGGAAUGCCGACCUGUAGAGGCCAUUAGUGGCACAUGUCCUGCAUAUCUGUCAUCCAUAGCCUCAACUCUGCCCCCAGAAGGCUGGUGUUCUAAUUCAGAAGCUUAAAUUAAUCCAACCCAUUUAGCAAAAUCAGACACUCCAUGGUGAAACUUAGUCUAAGACUCGGCUGGAAAUUGCCACGUCUUGGUACAAUGAAGAACUUAGCCACGUUACCAGUCUCAAGGGUUAUUCAUAGGCUACCACUCUGUCGCCUUUUGCUAAGUUACCCGUUUCCAUGUCUCCAGGUGAACCGUAAGGAGGCAUGGAGGGGUAAGAGGCCUGGGCUUCUGGGCCUUCACCUUGCUGAUCCCUGCCCUUCAGUCAUUGUUUUAGAUGCUCAGCACCCAAUCCUCACGUUGGAACAUGAUUUGGGGAUUCAGGCAUCAAGGGCUCUUUCGAUGAGGGCCUAGUCUCAACAGACUCAUAGUCUUGCACAGUAUAGAUAAUGGGGCCUGGAGCACAGUUAGGGAACAAGUAGGUGAUUUAUGCUGGACCUAUAUCAAUCAGAGUAUCCUAAAACUAUUUAUUUCAACUUAUUUAGUCUAUAGCUGAUGUCCUCCAUUUGUAUGUGGCACCUGGAGAUUUCUGUAGGAUGCAACUAACUUAUUUAUUUUUAAUUUAAAGAUUUCAUGAUGAAGUGUUUGCCUUGCAUAGAAUGUUUUAACUGACCAGUUCAAAUAAAAAUAAAGUAUGCUUUGUCUGUGACA
Messenger RNA from Zalophus californianus (California sea lion), 3480 nucleotides. RefSeq names its product vexin (gene VXN). Bases 633 to 1253 code for a protein of 206 amino acids. NCBI's taxonomy places the organism in Eukaryota, Metazoa, Chordata, Mammalia, Carnivora, Otariidae. Gene Ontology annotation, biological process: neurogenesis; neuron differentiation. The transcript is spliced from 6 exons. The record is from RefSeq and is a predicted model, not a curated record.